AUGUUCAUAGUCAUCCAAGGAUUCAUGGAGCUUCCGAUAUAUAAGCCUUCUUCCAUCACUACCACGAUUACAUCACUAUUUGCCCAAGACAUCCCCAUCUCUAACCCUACUUUGGUUAUGCUUGGAACAAAGUUCAGAAGACUAAUGGUGAUCGGAAAGUAUACGAUAAUUCCAACCAAAGAUGAUAAUUUCAGUGCUCAAAAUCGGAAAACUGGUGGUUUUCAGAAAACUGUUGGGGAAUUUUGGAAGAGGAAAGACAUUAUACAGAUCCCUGAAUUGCAUAGAUUCCAGGUUGUGGUGAUAAUUAAGAGCUCUGCAGCUGCUAUCAGCAUUUUUAGGGAGAUUGCAAUUAUUGCUAAGAAUUCUAUCUUGUAUCUUGGUCAACCUCUAAUGACGGAGGUGAUGCAGCUGGAUGGUGGAGAAGAUGAAGUGACGAAGGGUGUGGGUGGUAUAGUAGAUGUUAAGGGUUUGUGGUAG
Messenger RNA from Lactuca saligna, 477 nucleotides. The record is from the annotation of a GenBank genome assembly. NCBI's taxonomy places the organism in Eukaryota, Viridiplantae, Streptophyta, Magnoliopsida, Asterales, Asteraceae.